Molecule: messenger RNA, 1486 nt
Organism: Mangifera indica (mango)
Lineage: Eukaryota; Viridiplantae; Streptophyta; Magnoliopsida; Sapindales; Anacardiaceae
Product: zinc transporter ZTP29-like
Exons: 13
Coding region: 265-1095 (276 amino acids)
Biological process (GO): zinc ion transmembrane transport
Cellular component (GO): membrane
Molecular function (GO): zinc ion transmembrane transporter activity
Source: RefSeq, a predicted model, not a curated record
ACCGCUAGCUGACAAAAGAACUUCACUUUUAGCUUCGUACCAUUCCGUCGAACCAUCUCUUUCUUGUCUUCAAUCUCUUCCCCCACUAUUUUUAUUCAUUUCAUCUCCCAGCAGUUCAUAUUUCCUCUGUUUGGUAUAAAAACCCAACAAGCAUCUCCCAACAGUUCAUAUUUCCUCUGUUUAGUAUAAAAACCCAACAAACAUCUUGCCAGUUUGGUAUUUGAGAGAGAAAGAGAGCACCCCACCUCUUUUGCAAGAUUGAAAAUGGACUCUCAGGUCGUGGCUGCGCUUGGCUUGUCUCUUGUGGGUGGAUUGAGUACUUCAAUAGGUGCACUCUUUGUAAUUCUUAAUCAAGCUCCCAAUUUGAAGAUGCUUGGACUUUUACAGGGUUUUGCUGCAGGUCUUAUGCUGAGCAUAUCAUUUCUAGAUUUAGCUCAUAAUGCCAUAAACUCAAUUGGCUUUUUAAAAGGCAACCUUUGGUUUUUUGCCGGUGUUAUAUUCUUUGCUGUUGUUGCCAAUUUCAUCCCAGAACCAUCACUUGCUUCAGCUUCUGAUCUGAAAAGUAACAAGAAAAAUGGGGAUGACGGGGGCAAGGAUAUUAUGAAAAAGCACCGCCGCCAAGUUCUAUUUAGUGGAAUCAUUACUGCUAUUGGCAUAAGCUUGCACAAUUUUCCAGAGGGAAUGGCUGUGUUUCUUGGAUCAAUGAAGGGUCUUCAUGUUGGUCUUAAUUUGGCAUUGGCCAUUGCUCUGCACAAUAUCCCUGAGGGUGUUGCUGUUGCUCUUCCUGUUUACUUUGCAACACAGAGCAAGUGGCAGGCAUUCAAAUUGGCAACACUUUCAGGUUUUGCUGAGCCUCUUGCGGUUGUUAUUGUAGCCUACCUAUUCCCAAGCAGCUUGAGUCCUGAAAUUCUUGAGGGCUUGCUAGGAUCAGUUGGUGGAGUAAUGGCUUUUCUAACCUUGCAUGAAAUGCUGCCAUUGGCGUUUGAUUAUGCUGGCCAGAAGCAAGCUGUCAAAGCUGUGUUCUUUGGGAUGGCAUUCAUGUCUGCAAGCUUAUAUUUUCUUGAAAUCAGCCUACCGAAAGAUACGAGCUUGUAGUUGUUGCAUAUGAUGUUGUACAUUCCAGAGCCUCCAUGAAAUAUGUCCAAUAGGAAGUGUGAGAGUUCAUUUUGCUGAAAACCCUGACAAUCCAUUUGAUGAAAGCAUAGGAAGUUUUGCAACUGCAAAUUUUAUACAGGUAUUUGGUUUGCCCAAAACUUCGUUUCUCAGAAAUAAAUCUGGUUGUGCAGCAUAUUGUUUUGGACGGAUUGAACUUUAUAUCUAAAUGUACACAUUUCACAUGUUCAACAUGGCAUUCUUUAAGAGCCCCUUUUUUUCUUUUGCUCAGGACAUCUUUUUAACUUUGUUCUUUUGAUCUUUUUGAGAAAGAUCCUACUACAUAAUCCUCUUAAUGUAUUUCGAUCAAGAAAUUAACUUUAGCCACAUUUAU